Molecule: messenger RNA, 935 nt
Organism: Hymenoscyphus albidus
Lineage: Eukaryota; Fungi; Ascomycota; Leotiomycetes; Helotiales; Helotiaceae
Source: the annotation of a GenBank genome assembly
AUGUCGACACCUCCCCCAAAAAAUCCUCGUCGUCACCCAGCACAACUCCUCAUCGAAGCAUGCAAAACCGACGACCUAUCUAUUUUCCUAGAAGCCCUAUCCCUCGCUCCAUCUAAACAAGACUUCAUCUCAUCCGCCGUCACAAAAUACAUCCGCAAAAACGCAACCAAAAUCCUCUCCUACGCUCUUGACCACGGCGGCGAAGUCCCAACGAAUGGAUGCUUCCCGACUGAGCAAGAUGUAGCACCUUCUACAGAAAUUCUCGAGAUCCUUCUUUCCCACGGCUGGGACAUCAACGCACGAACCAUAGGCGAUACCCCUUUCCUCUGGUACGCAGUGUGCUUCAGUCACGAGUUAGUCGCAUGGUGUUCAGAUCACGGGGCGACGGCCACGACUAAAGACCUCCAUCUCGAGACGCAAGAGGAUCGGUGAAAGAUGAAUUUGGAUGUCCCUCUAUACUGGAAAAAGCAGCUGCAAAUGCCACAGUCGAGACCUUUGAAUUGCUCCGGUCUAAAGGCGCAAAACUUAGUAGAAGAACAUUACAUUUCGCAGCAGCGGCUACAUACAAAUCCCGAGUGUCUGAUGAAUACACGGAGAGUUCCACCGAGGAGAAGUUCUCCCAACGUCUAGCAAUGGUGAAACAUCUCAUUGAGACAAUCGGAAUAGAUCCAAAUGCUCUGGACCAACCUGUGGGAUAUACUUUGGGUAAUCACUGGGGAACGCCUCUGUGUUAUGUCGCUAAACGUCUGGCGAAUCCGAAAUGGAAUACGGAAGAAGUUGUCAGGUAUCUUUUGAGCAAAGGUGCAGAUCCAGAGAUGACUAUGGAUCCUUCUGGGUUUAGCGCGAGGUCUUUUGCGACAGAUGCGAGUAAUCAGCAGAUGUUGAAGCUUUUUGAUGGUUGGAAGGCUCGUCGGACUGGCGACGGUGGUGUGUAG